This is a messenger RNA of Salvelinus sp. IW2-2015, 1525 nucleotides long. Lineage: Eukaryota; Metazoa; Chordata; Actinopteri; Salmoniformes; Salmonidae. The record is from RefSeq and is a predicted model, not a curated record.
GUACGUUUGGUUAAAUACCCCUGGAUGGUUAAAAAAAUGUUGGUAUAAAUGUACAUCAUCCCCCCCGCUUUCUCCCCCAGUGGUAGCGGCAGGAGGGUGCGUAGUCAGUUACAGCCUCAGCGGACAAUAGACUCGAGGGAGGGAACAUGUUUACAUAAGGAAGGACUAGGGCUGUUUGUUAGGAGCGGCACAACCAUGGACAAGACUGCCGUAGUAAAAGUCGGUGCYGCGGCCAGUGCCAGUGUAUGUGCCCUGUUCGGUGGUGUGGUUCUCGCCCAGUACAUGUUCGCCAAGAAGAAGAGAGCGGGAAAGAAAACGAARAUCAUCGAGAUGAUGCCAGAGUUUGAGAAGAACACGGUCCACAUGAGGGAUCCAGAGCGGGUGGAACGGAUCAUCUGUGACAUGAUCAAGGGUGGCGCCUCCAAACUACAGGUCAUCACUGACUUUGACAUGACGUUAAGCCGGUUCGCAGUCAAUGGCAAACGCUGCCCCACGUGUCAUAAUAUCAUUGACAACUGCAAGCUUGUCACCGAGGAUUGUAGGAYGAAGUUACUGGAGCUUAAGAACACAUAUUACCCCAUAGAGAUCGACCCCCAUCUAACGAUGGAGGAGAAGUAUCCAUUUAUGGUAGAAUGGUAUUUUAAGUCCCACACAUUACUGGUGGAGCAGAGGCUACAGAAGGACAAACUCUCGGAGGUGGUGAGAGACUCAGACGCCUGCCUGAGGGAGGGCUAUGAGCCGUUCUUUGACCGGCUCCAGCAGCACAACGUGCCCGUGUUCAUCUUCUCAGCGGGUCUGGGAGACGUCCUGGAGGAGAUCAUCCACCGCGGGGUCUACCACCCCAACGUCAAGGUGGUGUCCAACUUCAUGGACUUUGACGAGAAUGGCGAGCUAGGGCUUAAGGGAGAACUGAUCCAUGUGUUCAACAAGCACGACGGCGCCCUGCGCAACACGGAGUACUUCAAACAGGUGAAGGACAACUGCAACAUCGUGCUGCUGGGAGACUCGUUAGGCGACCUCAACAUGGCUGACGGCGUGCCCAACGUGGAGAACAUCCUCAAGAUCGGCUUCCUCAAUGACAAGGUGGAGGAGCGUUUGGAGAAAUAUCUGGACUCUUAUGACAUCGUCCUGGUAAAGGACGAGACUCUAGAAGUGCCCAAUUCCAUCCUUCAGAAGAUUCUAUAACUCAUCCCCUCUCCACAUCAUACUGACACACUUCCCCCAAACCCAUGGAAAAUGAACCGACCUCUGGACCCCCAGACGGACGUUACUGGCCCCCCGCCACUGACUCACAGCCCCUCGACAUACACUAGCUCCAUGGGCACCCCUCCUUGGAUCCCACCUCUGCCACCAACCAUAGGGUCAUGGUUUUGGGUACUGGAUGUUCCCUUCACCUCUUUAUGAAGACAUUUAUUCUCCUAUCAAUGAACUAUUUUAAAGUACACAGCCUCAGUCUUUGUCUGUCUGCAACCUUGUCGAUGUCCUCCACCCCAUAACUAAAAAGUAAUAGCAAAUGCUAACAAUU